Molecule: messenger RNA, 3368 nt
Organism: Penicillium robsamsonii
Lineage: Eukaryota; Fungi; Ascomycota; Eurotiomycetes; Eurotiales; Aspergillaceae
Exons: 3
Coding region: 63-3368 (1101 amino acids)
Biological process (GO): coenzyme A biosynthetic process
Cellular component (GO): phosphopantothenoylcysteine decarboxylase complex
Molecular function (GO): FMN binding; phosphopantothenoylcysteine decarboxylase activity
Source: RefSeq, a predicted model, not a curated record
ACUUCUUCCGUGCGACCGACUUAUCCUCAUACAGCUCAGCCUGUCUUAUUGGUCGCAUUGGCAUGGCAGUUGGAUUUCGAUCUAAUAUCUCACCAAUUAUACAAGGCAAUAGCAUUACAAAAGAGACGUGGUCAAGGGAGAUGGAGGUGGACGGAGACCGUGAUGAGACGGUGAUUGGAAACAAAGCGGUGCAAAAUACGACAGCAUCGCGUCCUCGCCGCCGCCGUUUGCUUUUGUCGACAGAUAGUGCUUUCGCCAGCACCGUCCUCCCGUCCCUCGUCCAGAACCCAUAUAUCGAGCUGCGACUGAUCACAGACGAACCCUCUGCGUUGCUCACGGGCACCAACAAGAUCCCGCACUAUAUGGAUACGGUCGACAGCCAAACGUUCGAUAAGAAAACCUCCGCGCGGAAAUGGCUGAAGGCGAAGACGGCGGAGCUAUGCGAAUGGGCGGACAUGCUCUUGGUUGCGCCCAUCGAUGCCGGAACGUUGGGGGCCAUGUUGGCCGGUUUGACGAAUACCUUGACGCUGGCGCUUCUUCGUGGCUGGGUCUCGAAGAAACCGGUGAUCCUCAUUCCAGGAAUGACGGUGUCAGAAUGGGAUCACCCGCUCAGCACUCGACAACUCGAUGAAAUCAGUCGCUUUUGGCCUUGGAUUUGCACUGUCAAGCCUGUGCUCUGGAAGUCGAACGGACCCGAAGACCUGACAAUACUGCCAUGGGACGGCCUGAAGGAGUUACAUCAGACACUGGAGACAAGUUUAAAACUUCCGCCAUGGGAAGCUACUCUGUCGACCAGAGCAAUCCCCCAUGGUGCUGCGGUCCCGCCUAAGACUGCGUCGACAUCUACAUCUGGAAGUGCCAGCGGCUCCACGCCACAAACGAAACAUACAGGCAAUGCCGAUUUUUUACCACUGGAAAUCUGGCUUAAUGUCUUUGAGGAUCAACUCCGCGACUGGGAAACAGCCAAAGCCGUGGGCAUUCCAACUCAUCUCCCUGUUCCCCAAGAAUGGCAGAGCCAUCUACCCAAAAUGUCCACCACGGCCACACUCGAAUAUACUAUCUUGCGAGGAUCCUUUGCGGCAAUUAAAAACCGCAUUGAUGCGCUGCCUCGCUGGAAACCGCUCUCCGACCUUGCCUGCCACCUCAUCGUCAAAUUCUCCCGCACCGACAUCCUUUCCUACCUCACCGAACAACACCUGGACCUCCUCUGGACAACAUCUCGACUCACAAAUAUUCCAUAUCGAGCAUCCGCGAUUUAUGGCAACCCGAACGUACUGACAUGGUGGCGAGAUGCGCCCGCCCUCCCAAACAAAGAGUACAUGGCCGACGCCAUGGACGGCGCCUCCCGAGCUGGUUUCGUCGAGGUACUAGACUGGUGGCUCCAUUCCGGGCUCCCGCUACGAUACAGCGAGCGUGCCCUAGAAGCUGCCAGCGCCGAAGGUCGAGUCCCCGUACUUGACUGGUGGAAAGCCGCCUCGGCCAUCGCCCCAAAAUCCAACCCCUUGUCUCUCAAAGUCGGCAAAUCCGUGCUACUCGCCGCGCAAUCGGGUCGCACUGCAUCGCUUGCUUGGUGGGACGCAUCAGGGAUCCCUUAUAGCCACGCCGAGAACGUUGCCCGCAUCGCGAGCACGCAUGGCCAUGUCCAUGUCCUCGAGUUCUGGUAUAAGCUCAAGGGCCCAAAGAUGAUUUUCGAUAACCAGGUACUGGUUGGCCCGACAAAGAAUGGCCACGACCACAUUUUGCAAUGGUGGAAAAGCUGCGGUCUGCGGGUUGAAUUCAAGACUUGCGACAUUGAAGAGGCGCUUGAGGAUGCUGAUCCGAGCUCUGGCGCUGAGGGUCGUGUUCGACGUUGGUGGGAGCGGAAUGGGCUUAAUCUUGGAGUUGGUACGAGCGAGUGGAUGCGAUCGAAGGUUCUGCCUGUCGCUUCAAUACUCCACCCUGUGAAUGGCAACCAUCCAACAACCUCCAAACCAACCAAUUACUCGCCAACCAAUUCUGCUGAUGCUGGGACGUUGCGGAUUACGACACGCGCUGCGCGCUUCAAAGCCGAGGUUAAUAUCAUCAACCCACACGCGACAUCCCUCACCAACCCGUCAAAUGGCAUCAAUGGUCUCCACAGCAUCGUCAGAAAGAAACAGAACGUCGCUCAAAAUGUACGAUCAAAGAUCCAAGCAAGGAGUAUCAUGACAGACGCCAUUCCAAGCUUUGCUGUACCACCUCUUAUGUUCAUCGGGCUUCUGCUCGGCCUAUGGACGUGGAAAUGCUUCUGGAUCAUCAUUAUGCAAAACAAGCUCCUCUACCUAUCCUGGCUACCUCCAUUCACAAGAUCUGAUGUUAUUUCAGACUAUGAGGCUGAGUGCAGACCUGUGCAGUGGGAGGAGAAGCGAAUUCGCAGUUUGGAUGGGACUAAAUUGGCUGUCUGUGAGGGUUACAUUCCGGUUCCACACAAGGACGCUGAGUCUUUUUCAAAAGCCGGUGCUUUACAAAAUAAAGAUCAUAUCCCAAGACGAAAAAAGUCCGUUGUGAUCUGUUACUUUCAAGGCAAUGGUGGAUCGACUCCUAUGCGAUUGCCUCUCCUCUCUCACGUCUUGCGUCCAAUUACGAAAACGUCAAGAUCAACUUCAUCUCCUAUUCCUGACUCCGAAGUCUCUCAAUAUACUAUCGCUGCUCUCUCAUACCGCGGCUACUGGACAUCAUCUGGCCGCGCCACACAGUCCGGUAUUGAGAUGGACGCCCAGGCAUUCUUGAAUUGGGUUUCGGAAACAUAUGCGUCCCCAGAAACCGAUCUUGAGAUUAUAAUCUGGGGACACAGCCUAGGUGCUGCUGUUGCGUGCUCAGCAGUAUCUACAUAUAUUUCCCACCAACAUGACGGGCAAACCUCAAAUACAGGCAGUAACAAACCGCUGGCACCCAUUGCCGGGCUCAUUUUGGAGGCGCCAACAUCCAGCAUUAAAGAUAUGCUCGUCAGCCUCUAUCCUCAGAAAUGGCUUCCAUACAGAUAUCUUUGGCCAUUCUCUUGGAAUACCUGGGAUAUCAAAGCUAAGAUGAGACAAAUGGCUACAUGGCGAGAUCAACCUGGAUCACAAAUCGCCAACCCUGAAACUACACCAUCAACGCCCCGCUCCCUUCCCCCGAUCCUUCUUCUCUCUGCCGAGAAAGACGAAAUGAUUCCACCAUACGUACCAGUCCAGUUAGAACAACACGCUAAGUCUCUCGGCUUGGAAAUCGAGAGGAAAGAUGUCCUCGGCGCCAUGCAUAUAGAGGCACCACUCAAACUGGAUGGCAGGAAGGCAAUGACACAAUUUAUCCUGAACAGCACAUCCACGCCCAGGACUAAAUCUAAUAACCCCACGAUAGAUACCACAUAG